Molecule: messenger RNA, 753 nt
Organism: Aspergillus pseudoviridinutans
Lineage: Eukaryota; Fungi; Ascomycota; Eurotiomycetes; Eurotiales; Aspergillaceae
Product: DNA-directed RNA polymerase III subunit C31
Exons: 3
Coding region: 1-753 (250 amino acids)
Biological process (GO): transcription by RNA polymerase III
Cellular component (GO): RNA polymerase III complex
Source: RefSeq, a predicted model, not a curated record
AUGUCUCGAUUUGGAGCAAAGAAAGGCAGGAAGCUCCCCGGUGCAGAAUUUAGCUGGGAGGCCGAUCCUGGCGGGGAAGCAGACACAGCGCCUACGCCUCUUUUCCCUAGAUAUAACAUUCCCCGCGCGAGACUUUUGAAUCCUCGCGAACAAAAACAGGUCGAUCUCUACCGUGCUCUGCGGGAUCGCUUCCACGACGGUCCAUACUACUCCGUUCUCCAAUCUACCUCGGGCACAGCAAGGAAAGAUGAGGCUACUCGAGCGCACUUUGACCCUUUCCACGGAAUGCCUACGUAUUCGGGCAAGUACCAGAAGCAGAAGCGGGACCGGCCGGAGUUGAAAGGACGUCCGUAUGUCAUGAAAUUCUUCCCUCGCCAGCUGUGGAAGACGAUCCAGCCGAACUUCAACCCCUCAGCUGCAAUGGAUGGAUAUGUGCCACAGGGGCCUCGCCUUGGAGUGAAGAGGGGGUUUGAGGAUGAGGAAGAAGAACACGAUGUCGAGGAGACCAAGCGGAGGAAGGGCGUCGACGAAGAUGAGGAUGCUGAGCGAGAAGAGCGGGAAGAAGAAGGGGAUAUCUUGGACCCGGAUGAGGAUCAGGAAGAGGAGAUCGUCGACAACGACUUUGAGGAUGAUGAAGACGAAAUGGGCGGGGACUACAAUGCAGAACAGUACUUUGAUGCUGGCGACGAUGAAUACGGAGAUGACGGAUUCGCAGACGGCGGAGGCGGAGGUGGAGAUGAAGACACCUACUAA